GCGGGUCCCCGCCCUUCUCUGCGAGCGUGUCUCCUCCUACGGAUUCUCCCCAGCACUUAGCUGUUCCGCGGCUCCCCUGGGUUUGGGGUUUUGCAGCUGGCAGCUGGCCUUUUCCCCUCCCCUGUCUCGGUCUCUCCUUGUUUUAGGUUGCUCCACCCCGCCCAGGAUCAGGCGAGGGGGAACCAGCUGGGCUGCGCCUGCCAACUCGCGCGGAGUGCGUCGGCGAACUCCGAGAGCGGAGUCUCGCGUGCCGCCUGCUCCCUGCGGGACGCGCUCCUCUAGCUCCCACCGGCCCCGCUUUCUCCCCGCCGCAACCCUUCCCCACUUUUCCCCCCUUUUGCAAUCACAUGGCAUUUUAAGAAUGCCGGAAAGAUGGCGGUAGCGGCGGCGGCGGUGGCGGCUGGGCCGGCUGGCGGAGGUGGCGGCCGGGCUCAGCGGAGCGGUCUUCUGGAAGUUUUGGUGCGGGAUCGCUGGCAUAAAGUUCUGGUGAACUUGAGCGAGGACGCCCUGGUUCUCAGCUGUGAGGAGGGCGCUGCGGCGUACAACGGCAUCGGGACUGCCACCAAUGGCUCGUUCUGCAGGGGCGCUGGGGCCGGGCACCCGGGUACCGGAGGCGCGCAGCCCCCCGACUCGCCCGCGGGGGUCCGCACAGCCUUCACCGACCUGCCGGAGCAGGUGCCCGAGUCCAUCUCCAACCAGAAGCGCGGCGUGAAGGUGCUGAAGCAAGAGUUGGGCGGUCUGGGCAUCAGCAUCAAGGGGGGCAAGGAGAACAAAAUGCCUAUACUCAUCAGCAAGAUCUUCAAGGGUCUGGCGGCCGACCAGACCCAAGCCCUGUAUGUGGGCGAUGCCAUCCUGUCCGUGAACGGCGCAGACCUGCGGGACGCUACCCACGACGAGGCGGUGCAGGCGCUGAAACGAGCCGGCAAGGAAGUGCUGCUGGAAGUGAAGUACAUGCGAGAAGCCACGCCCUACGUGAAGAAAGGAUCUCCAGUGUCUGAGAUCGGCUGGGAAACACCCCCUCCUGAGUCCCCUAGGUUAGGGGGCAGCUCCUCAGACCCUCUGUCAUCGCAGUCCUUCUCCUUCCAUAGAGACCGGAAAAGCAUCCCCCUCAAAAUGUGCUACGUCACUCGGAGUAUGGCCUUGGCUGACCCCGAGAACAGGCAGCUUGAAAUCCACUCUCCAGAUGCUAAGCACACUGUGAUACUAAGGAGCAAGGAUUCAGCCACGGCUCAGGCCUGGUUUAGUGCCAUUCAUGCCAACGUUAGUGACCUGGUGAGCCGAGUGAUUGCUGAGGUCAGAGAGCAGCUGGGGAAAACAGGCAUUGCUGGAAGCCGAGAGAUCAGGCAUCUUGGCUGGCUUGCAGAAAAGGUGCCAGGGGAGAGUGAGAAACCGUGGAAACCAGCCCUGGUUGUUCUGACGGAGAAAGACCUUUUAAUCUAUGACAGCAUGCCUCGGAGGAAGGAAGCAUGGUUCAGCCCAGUUCACUCAUACCCUCUUCUUGCCACCAGGCUGGUACAUUCAGGUCCAGGGAAGGGAUCACCUCAGGCUGGCAUGGAUCUGUCCUUUGCAACCCGAACUGGUACCAAGCAAGGGAUUGAAACACACCUCUUCAGGGCAGAGAUCAGCAGGGACCUCUCCCAUUGGACCAGAAGCAUUGUACAGGGGUGCCACAACUCGGCAGAACUCAUUGCGGAAAUCACCACCCCCUGCACCUACAAAAACCAGGAGUGCCGCCUGACCAUCCAUUAUGAGAACGGAUUUUCUGUCUCCACUGAGCCACAGGAGGGUGCCUUUCCCAAGACAAUCAUACAGUCCCCUUACGAAAAGCUCAAAAUGUCAUCUGACGAUGGAAUCAGGAUGCUGUAUUUAGAUUUUGGAGGCAAAGAAGGAGAGAUUCAACUGGAUCUUCAUUCCUGCCCCAAGCCGAUCGUCUUCAUCAUUCAUUCCUUUCUCUCGGCUAAGAUUACAAGACUGGGCUUGGUGGCCUAAACAGAGGGGCAACUUGCCUCAGAAAAGAGGUCUGCAGUGCCACUGGAGUGUGACAUCAGGCACCACCUGUAGUGAGCAGUGCACCCGAUGUAGCAUGCCAUGGCCAGCUUCAGGUCUCAGGAGUCAUGUGCAGCUGUCCCAGGUCCUCUGUCAGUUUCAGCAACUACACAGGGUGCGCUAAGAAAACACCAUGAGGAAGAUCAGACUAGAACUUUUUAGAACAGAAUGAGGUUAAAAAGAUGAUAUGACAUAGCAUAGCUUCUAAAAUAUGACAACCAAGGACAUGGCCAUUAGAACAGCAUGUGCAGAUCUUAAUCAUACCAGUUUCUAGGCGACUGGUUCACCCAGGUAAGCAAGGGCUGAAUACAUGAGAAAUGGAUACUUUCACUUACUCCCUCCAUCCCAGCAACAAUGAUCCCUAGUUCUAUUGUGAUUUUAUUUUGUAAUUCUAGUUAACUUGACUUUCACUGGUAGAGAAAGAAAAAUACUUCAAAUGGAAACCCACCUUUCAUUGAAGUAUGAAGCAGCUGUUGUUUCUUUUUUCUUAAUGAAUUCUUUUUCAGUGAUGUAGAAUGAUUCCAAAGUGUUGUCAUUGGCAUAGGCUGAGCAGGAAUUAAAUAAAGCAUCAGAUACUGAUCUGAGCUAUAAGCUAGCAGAAUCUGAGCCAAAGUAGACUGCUUAAAUUGCAAAGAUUUGCUGAAGACUUGUGUGUACAAAAGAUGAUUAAUUUGGGGACUACACUUACACCAAGGUCUGCUAUCUUAUAGCCAAAACUGACAGCUUUAUUUAUAGAAAGAAAAUUGUGGGUAUUUUUAAAAAGAGAGUGUCAUCUGAUACAUAUAUGCAUAUGUAUGAUUAUAUAUAUAUAAAACAAUCCACCAGGUUGGAGGGUUAAUUAAUUCUCCCCCAUUUCACUGUUUUCAGUGGAAGCACUCAGCAAUUGAUUGACCUUUCAUUCUGCUUGUGCUUGUAUGCAUGCAUUUUCAAGCAAGUAAUCGAACAGUCUCAUGUAAUUCUGGAUGAUGCUGAGUUUUACAUAUGGACCCAGCAAUAUGGUGAAAUCUACUGGUAGCAUCUGCAAUUCUUGGGAUUCCAGGGAAAUAAUAUAAUGACCUGAUAUUUUUCUAUGAAAAUAUUUUGAGACAGUAUAUAACACAUUACUGAUUUAAUGCUUUUGCAUCUAUCCUUCAAAAUUAAUUCACCAAAAAUAACAUCCAUUAUUUGAUUUUGGAGUCACUUUUCUCAAACCUUCAAAAUUAGCUCUACAAUUUCUGUAAGCAUUUCUGUACUUCUUUCCCCUGUAGUUUAUGUCGACAAGUGUUCUGUGUUAGACCUGUGUGUUUUAAGAGUCUUAUUUUCGCAAAUACCUAUGCAAAGAGCUUUAAAAAGUGAAACUGUUUUUUUUUAAAAAAGUAAUUUUGCUCCCUUAUAUGUAUAUGUUUAUUCAGUUGCAAAGUUUUAUUUUAAAGCACAUUUCCCCAAAGUAUGUAGUAUCAUACAACAUUAGUUCCAAGGGGCUUUGAUUGGGUGGUACUUUGACCAGGGUCAGUUGGAUAGGGGUUUAGUAAUAAAAAUCUUUGUUCAAUACUAAGUUUUAAAAUGUUAAACAGAUUUCAUGAUUGCCAGCCACUUCAGAAACUCUAAUGCUCAUUACAAUUCUUCAAGUGGGCUUUGGGUGGGUGGAUCCAGUGUGUCUUUCCUUACAUUUACCCACAGAACUUUCUGGGAGCAUCUUGUGAAGCUAACGUUUUAUAAACCAUACUUUAGUAAACAAAGCUUUAGGUCAUUGACAUUUUGUUGUUUGUUUCCUAUUUUAAGAUACUGAAGAGUGAAGUCUUAGCUUAAAUACUGUAGGAAAACAUUGACACAUUUGUAAAUUACACUGCACUCUUUCAUUAUAUAUUUUCAAAAUCACUGGAAUGUUGUUAUACAAGAGAAUUAUACUUGUGUAUUGUAAAUAACAUAUUAAAAUGCCUAUAUUAAUGCCAAUAGUUUAAUUCAACAAUAUGUAAUCUAAGGUGCUCGGUACUACAUGAAGUAUGAGUUAAUGACUCUUAAUUAAGUUGCAAAGAUCCUAUAUAUAUUUAUAGACAAAUUAAAAUGAUCAUAAUAAUUACAGAUAUUAUUUCCUUAUCACUUAAGUCUUGGACUGAUUGAUAUUUGUGUGAGAGUCAACAGAAACUAUAUCCUCUACAUUUAUAAAAAUUUAAUUUAAAUAUUUAUAUUUUAGGAAAAAUAUAUUUGAAUAAACUUAAUGCAUUUUCUGAAGUAAGUUAAAAUGUAUUAUUAGCAAAGAACUAGAAAAUUUUGCCAAGACAGUUGUGUAUGUGAACCAUUUUUUCUUCCCAAUUAAAGUGUAUCGUAUCAGAGUGGCUAUAAUGCAUAAUUUCAAAUAAUCAAUUUUUUUUCUCAUUCUGAAUUCAUAAAGUUAGAAUGAAUAGUGUAUAUCUUCAUCUUAUUUGGAUGUGUGUUAGUGUGCAUGGCACAGGCUCAGAUUUGUAUCAUAUCUGAGUCAACAGAUAACCAAGUCAUUUGGGGGAAUUUUUUUUCCAAUUUGCUUUGUGUGCAAUCUCAUGAAUUAUUAAAUUUACAGUGUUUGUCCCUACCUGGAAACCAUACUGAUGAGCAAUAUUUUAAUCUGUACUUUGUGGUAAGCUGCCUAUUGUCAUUGGAUGAGGGUGAAUUCUCUGGCAUGAGGAUUUCUCUGUAACCCAUUUUAACAGGAAUUUUUAAAUCCAAUAGGAAUAUGGAUAUGAUUUUUUUUUCUGAUUUGAAGUAAGUAGGAAAAAUAAUGCCAUAAGUUUAUCACAAAAUACCCAUGCAGAGGCACUUAAUUAAUUUGUUCAACUGGUCCUUUGUCCAAAAGCUCAUUGACUCUGCUUGGUUGAAAUCAGAAAGAGUGGUCUUAAUGGUCAGAAAGAUUCUCCUAAAAUUAAUAGACAGGGCCUUUGUAUCCCAUUUUACUAAUAUUAAAUAUGCCAUAUUGAGGGAAUCAGAGUAGGCUGGGGUGAGAGAAUGAUUUUUGGAUAUAUCUUGAGGUUUUUGGUUUGUGUGUGUGUGUGUGUGUGUCUGUUUAUAGCACCAUGAACAUCAUGUACUGUUUAUAUAUGGAUUAAAUAAAUAUUCACCCCUGAUUUCCAGUGAAGAAGUUUAUAUUACAUUCCAAAUAUAUACCAUAGUGGAUUGGAUGGUAGUUUCAUGACAGUCACAGAGGACUAUGGGAGUAUGAAGACAAAUCCUGCUAUUCUUUUCUGUCAAGACUGGCUUUGGAGGGUGGAAAACGGGACGCCACUAGCAAGUUUUCAUGUGUGUUCACUUAUCUUUUUUUCUGAAUUCACUCAAAAUAUACAAUUUUCAUCACAUUGUGGUAAACAUUAACAGACUCUCUAAAAUAUUAGUAUUAUCUCUAAAUUAUUAAGUUGACUCUAGUUUCAGGAUAGGUUUUCACCUAGGAUGUAGGGCUCGCAUUUUUAACUAAAUUUUCAUGGGAUUUGACAUGUGCACCAAGUUCUAAGCACCUGAAUUCUCUGUUGUACUAUAAUUUAGAUUGUUUUUAAAUUGUUUAUAAUAAAUGUAACAGGCUUUGAUUCAAAAAUCUUUUUACUAGCUGAAACUUCAGCAGUUCUUGAGAUUAGAUUUUUGAACUGAACUUUCAAAAAAGACCUCAGAGAUCAUAAAGCACAUUUUUGCUCAAAGUUUACCUAUAGUUUCAGCACUAUUACCUUCAUAUAUCUAGGUAUGUGGUUUUCCAGUAACAGCAACAUGGGAAAUACAUAGAAAAAUGAAUUUACACCAACUAAAAAAUGUUUUAAAGUUUGUACCACCUAAAGUCACCCCUCCACACAUACACACACACACCAUGGUCAAGGUACUACAUUUUGGGAAACACUGAUCUCAUAUAAUAUGCCAGUAAACUCAGGAAUCUCUUCUUGAACGUCUUUGAAAAUGUUCAUCUAGCCUGAAAUUGAAAUUUCCAGCUUACAGAGGAGGGAGUUCCUUAUCUCCUCAGGCAGGCCACUCCAUUGUUAGAUGACUAGAAUUGCUUGCAAGGCUUUGUGCUUUUAGAGUCAAAACUUCUGCCUGCCUAACCUUGAGUUGUGACCCUGGCUCUACCCUAGAAAACACUGAAAGUCCAAUUUCUCUUCCACAUGAAUGCCCUGUAUACAAAAACAAGUCAAGGCUGAGAGCUACUAAGUAAUGUAAAAUGAGCUGAAAAAAUGGCUUUCAAUAGGAUAUUCAAAAUUUUUCUUUUUCAUCUUUACAGGACCAGUUAACAAGAUUUAGACUUUUAUAAUGUGUAGUGGUAGGAGGAAUAGGAACAUAGGCACUUAUUCAGCAAUCACUGGGUGUCUAUUUGGUAAUCAUUUGUAGGGAAAUUUGACAAAAAUCCAUAAAAUUUUAAAAUGCAAAGCACUUUUUGUCAUGUGGGAAUUAAUUCUAGAGAUAUAAUCACACAAAUGCACAAUCUUUGCAGCAUUGUUUGUGACAAAAACCAAGAAAAAGUCAAUGUGACCAUCAAUACUAAAUAAAUCCUGGCACACAGGUAUGUGUGAAUAUUUCUACAACUCAAAAUAUUAAUAUGGACAAAACCUCUACGUGCAAGUUCCACAAGAUGCAUGUCCCCCAUUUGUGUUUUCUUUUAAAGUGGUUCUCAAGAAGAGGGAAAAGAUUGCUACUUCUCUAUGCCCCACUGGGAACAUUAUGGAAAUCUGUACCAGUGCUAUUUGGCUAUCCCAGUGAUUGGAGGCAGUGACUCCACUAUUGCUAUUUAAUAAACAACAGCCAGAGUUGAUUGACACUCUGAUGAGGACAGCUCUGCAUCAGAUGGAAGCACUUCCCAAUCAAUUGUGUGUCCUCUGAGAUCCAUGUAGGUGAAAACCAUUUAAAAUUAUCUGAGUCCCCCUCAUAGAACCCCCUCCCCGGAGUGGAGCCCACCGGAGGGUCCCUCUCCCGCCCCUCUGCCCGCCAGAACAGCAGCCCCGGGGGGCAGCCCCCACCAGCCUGCCUCCCUCCAGCUCAGCCCUGCCAGAGCCCCCCCCAGCCAUGAAUCUCUUCCGAUUCCUGGGAGACCUGUCCCACCUCCUAGCCAUCAUCUUGCUACUGCUUAAAAUCUGGAAGUCCCGCUCGUGUGCCGGGAUUUCAGGGAAGAGCCAGGUCCUGUUUGCGGUGGUGUUCACUGCCGGCUACCUGGACCUCUUCUUUAACUACAUCUCACUUUACAACACGUGCAUGAAGGUGGUCUACACAGCCUGCUCUUUCACCACGGUCUGGAUGAUUUACAGCAAGUUCAAAGCCACUUAGGGUGGGAACCACGAUACGUUCCGGGUGGAGUUCCUUGUUGUCCCCACAGCCAUCCUGGCAUUCCUGGUCAACCACGACUUCACUCCUCUGGAGAUCCUCUGGACCUUCUCCAUCCACCUGGAGUCGGUGGCCAUCUUGCCGCAACUGUUCAUGGUGAGCAAGACUGGCGAGGCGGAGACCAUCACGAGCCACUACCUGUUUGCCCUGGGCGUCUACCGCACCCUGUAUCUCUUCAACUGGAUCUGGCGCUACCACUUUGAGGGCUUCUUCGAUCUCAUCGCCGUCGUGGCUGGCCUGGUCCAGACUGUCCUCUACUGCGAUUUCAUCUACCUCUAUAUCACCAAAGUCCUAAAGGGGAAGAAGCUAAGCUUGCCGGCAUAGCCCCGGUCCUCACCAGCCCUCUCCUUGGCAGUGUCGGGAGGCAGAGGAAGGUGACAGAAGACGAGCCUUCCCGUCCAGGGGUGACUUUUUAAAGAAUCCAUCUCUCCCUGCUCCCCAUACCCACUCCUACCGGGCUGGGGUGGCGGGCAAUGGAGGACCCAAGUCUUGGGGAGCUCAGGACCUGGGCUGUUUGUAGUUUUUUGCCUUUUAGAGAAGAAAAAAAAAAUCUUUCCACUAUUUAGUUUUUGAUUCUGAUGACUCCUUUCUCUUCUACUCUCUGGCCCCAAUUUUUAUAAACUGUUUUCGAGUGUACUAUGGGCCAAGGCCGGGCCAGGGGUCUCUUCCCGUCCUCGAGCCCCUCAGGCCUUUCCAGGUUCUGCCCACAGCCCCACUGGUUGCCGAACACUAAACUGCCCACUGCCUGCCCCACUUCUCACCGUGGCCAGGACCACAGCGCCUCCACUCAAGUUCCUGGGUUGGGGAUAGGGAAGAAGGGGGGCCCAGGAAGGUUUCCCCUGAUUUUUCAUAAUAACGCCCCCCCCAGAAUUUGAGUUUUUGGUUUUUUCCUGUUUUUUCACAAAUGAGGGGGGCUCUGGGCUCAGGCAUGGGAAGGGGCUGGCAUAAGGGUUGCCACAGCUCUGAUGCCAUGUUUUUGUACAGAAUUUGAUGGUUAAUUCUUUGUUCUCUUGAAAUAAACAGAGGAAAAUGAUA
This is a messenger RNA of Marmota monax (woodchuck), 8382 nucleotides long. It is a transcript of the gene Sntb1, whose product is annotated as syntrophin beta 1. Gene Ontology annotation, molecular function: protein binding; structural molecule activity. Gene Ontology annotation, cellular component: dystrophin-associated glycoprotein complex; intracellular anatomical structure; synapse. The coding region runs from base 373 to 1989 and encodes 538 amino acids. The record is from RefSeq and is a predicted model, not a curated record. The transcript has 7 exons. Lineage: Eukaryota; Metazoa; Chordata; Mammalia; Rodentia; Sciuridae.